GGAAGCUACCAAAUCGGUGAUCUGCCCUUGUGUUUUGGAGAGAGCAGAGAAGAGAAGAGAGUGAAAAUGAAGGUUGCUCCGAUAGUGGUGUUCUUGUUCAAAGACGAUGAGGGUUUCGCCGCCGCUAUCUUACAAGCUCUCCACCCUAACACCUCAUCCUCCUUCACCCGCCGAGAGGAACCAUUCGACCACUCCCUGGAGCCUUAUGGAAUCAAGCACGUCAAAGCAUCUGGCAGCGUUUCGCACUUCGUUGAUGAGCACGGCGCUUAUAUGGUCUCAAUUGUGGCUAUGGAGCAUUAUGAGCCACCAGUACUAGCUUGUGCUCUAAAUGAGGUCCUCAAUAAAAUUACUGCUGAUAAAUCAUCCCUGCCAACACUUUUGGUACCAUUUUUGGUGGAAUCUUCCAAGGUUAAAGGGCAAGUUAAAUACCUAGGAUCAGAUGAAAGCAAACCUCUAAUAUUUGGUAUACGGAUUGGUCAAAAUACAGACAUAAUGCAGGCAUUACUCAACAAAACACAGGAGCUACCAUCUUCGUUAUGGAUUCAACAUGUAAAUUUUGCAUCUUUUCUUCACUUUGUUCGUGUAAUGCAGUUGCCAACCUUUCUUCUAAUUGGACAAACUAGUCAAUAUUUGGACACUAAAUCCUCCAAACAUCAUGAGAUAAUUCAUGCUAUAGGAGAAAUUUUGGCUAGCGCUACAGGUCUGCAGUUUUCAGAAGAGAGAGUGGUAUUGAAUCCUAAGAAGAAAUCAGGUGAAAGCAAAGAGCCAUGGCGUGCAUUAUAUGGUUGAAACAUGGAUCAUUAACAUACUGAUUUGGAACAUGUAUUUUCAUGGAUCUGAUUCGCAGAACCAUUGAUCUUAUGUAUCAACUAUUUCCUUCAAAAGUUAUUAUAAAUUCCCCCCAUAUUCUCUUUGCACCU
Vigna umbellata (rice bean) is the source of this 920-nucleotide messenger RNA. RefSeq lists its product as uncharacterized. The record is from RefSeq and is a predicted model, not a curated record. Lineage: Eukaryota; Viridiplantae; Streptophyta; Magnoliopsida; Fabales; Fabaceae.